AUGUUAACUAUGACGUCACUCUCAGCGAUUCUCACCGGAGAAGAAGAAGAACGGCGGUCGUCAGAGGAUGGCACACCCACACAUUCUCAUCGACGGCGCUGGAGCACUCCGAUCGGUUCCGGCGGGGAGUCAUUACAGCGCGUGAGAUCUCUGGAGAAAAACUCGGAUCACGAAGAUGGAGGUGUGUCUGGAGUUAAUCUUGACGAAUUUUUCUCGUGCUCAUCGGAUAACAGUUACAGUUUCUAUCUAGGAUCUCCGUGGGGACCGUCGGGACCGCCGCUACUUAGGGACUUGAGAUCGAGAUCAAACGCACCGCCACCGCAGAGGAAAGAGCCACGUGGAGACCAGAGGAGAGGAAGAAGCGUGACGAGGAAGCAAGACCUCCCACCAUUUCUGACGACGCUGGAUUGUAACGGACGGCCGAGAUUCCACCACAGGAGGGUGCGAAGCGAAGGACGGCUGGAGAUCGCCAGCGUGGCAGUCGAUUCACCGGAGAUCGUUAGUGUGCGUGGAAAAGAAGGUCUUAGAAUCGGAACAGUGAGAAGCAGUCAACAGCACGGAGAUGGAGAUGGAGAUGAUGGUCAACAGAAUCACUGA
Molecule: messenger RNA, 597 nt
Organism: Microthlaspi erraticum
Lineage: Eukaryota; Viridiplantae; Streptophyta; Magnoliopsida; Brassicales; Brassicaceae
Source: the annotation of a GenBank genome assembly